CUCCAGGUGAUUGAUAUGAACGAGUACCAACGGAGGAGGUUUGCAUGUCGUAUCAUUGACUGUCUGUUUAACACAGUGACAGGGAAGAAGAUCGCUCUGCUGGGAUUCUCCUUUAAGAAAGACACUGGAGACACCAGGGAGUCUUCUAGUAUCUAUAUAUCUAAGUACCUGAUGGACGAGGGAGCCAAGCUCCACAUCUACGACCCUAAAGUCCUGAAGGAGCAGAUCAUUCUGGACCUCUCUCAACCACACAUCUCUGAAGACCCUCACAGAGUGUCUGAGCUGGUCACAGUGUCAGUGGAUCCCUACCAGGCCUGUCAGGGGGCUCACGCUCUGGUCAUCUGCACCGAGUGGGACAUGUUCAAGGAGCUGGACUAUGAGAUGAUCUAUGACCACAUGUUGAAGCCAGCGUUUCUGUUUGACGGCCGACGCCUGUUGGACCAGCUCCACCCCCGCCUGCAGAACAUUGGCUUCCAGAUCGAAACCAUCGGUAAGAAGCUGACGACAUCUCGUAUCCCCUACACACCCACGGCCGGAGUCCCUCGUACCAGCAUCACCCCUGAACCCCCGACCAAGAAGCCCAAAGUCUGACACACACCCCCCUCAGCAUCAUCACCCCCCCCCCCCCCCUCCUUAUCUACCAUUCUUCCUCUACGAGGACAAUCAUUGAUAAUCAAUACGUUUUGAUGCUGCCGGUUUUAUUUCCUGUUAUAACUGACCAAUCACAUUAAUACUGCCUCUCAUUUCCUGUUAUAACUGACCAAUCACAUUUAAUUAACUGUCUCUCAUUUCCUGUUAUAACUGGCCAAUCACGUUAAUACUGUCUCAUUUCCUGUUUGUAACUGGCCAAUCACAUUAAUACUGUCUCAUUUCCUGUUUGAAACUGGCCAAUCACUGGUUCCGAUUUUAUACAGACAGAAAUAGCGUGAGUCUUAAAUAAUGUCCCCUUUCAUGGUGCUCUCCUGGUCCAACGUACGGCACUAUAGAGGUGUCAUUUCCGAUUGAACAGAUCCUUUAAUAUCCUGCCUUUUUAUAUAGACGGGUGAUGUCAUCAACCUGCGACCUAAAUAAAACCAGAUGUGAACUGUC
Molecule: messenger RNA, 1089 nt
Organism: Oncorhynchus masou masou (cherry salmon)
Lineage: Eukaryota; Metazoa; Chordata; Actinopteri; Salmoniformes; Salmonidae
Product: UDP-glucose 6-dehydrogenase-like
Exons: 5
Coding region: 16-591 (191 amino acids)
Biological process (GO): glycosaminoglycan biosynthetic process
Cellular component (GO): nucleus
Molecular function (GO): UDP-glucose 6-dehydrogenase activity; NAD binding
Source: RefSeq, a predicted model, not a curated record